AUGCACUCCCGUAAAUCUCUUCAAUGUGGUAUCAGACCCCAUAGGAGCCCCAACGAAGGCAGUUUGUUUCCUGCUUUUACACUGGACCGAGAGCGUGCCGCUCUCAUCGACGGCCACCAACUGGAGGGGGCAGGGGUUGGGCAAGCCACCACUAAAUCGAUUGUGCUUGGAGGCGAAUGGGGACAGGCUGUGGUCUCCACCCCUACACUUUGUCAUCUUGUGCGCCCGUCAAAAAGCACACAUGGCCGCCUGCGUGGAGCUUGCCCGCGCUUCACUCUGAUCCUCCGACCCGGGAGACGCGUACCUAGCGGUGCCACGCCCCGUUGCAGGCCGUACCACGCUCACCCUACUCGAAACCCACUGUUGUGCGCCUCAGCACGGGCAGGAUACAGGAUACGUCCGGGCCUGUUGCGAGGCAUCCGUGAGUCUUAUGCCCGCGGUGGAUACUUGUGCAUUCCGAACCACGCCCUUGCCCUCCUGCUAGACGCGCUCACCCAUCGACGACGCGCACCCACCCGUCGCUCUGACGCCCCGCUCCCACCCUCACCCCCUCGCCCUUCGCCCUCUGCGAAGCAGGUCCUCCCACGGCGCUGCCUUGAAGUGUGA
This is a messenger RNA of Dothidotthia symphoricarpi CBS 119687, 606 nucleotides long. RefSeq lists its product as uncharacterized. Lineage: Eukaryota; Fungi; Ascomycota; Dothideomycetes; Pleosporales; Dothidotthiaceae. The record is from RefSeq and is a predicted model, not a curated record. The coding region runs from base 1 to 606 and encodes 201 amino acids. The transcript has a single exon.